CACGCACGACACUGACCCCACGCAGAUCCAAAGCAGGAGUCAAAACAACACUUUGCGUUUUCCACCAUCAUCAUACAAAGGACGAAGAAGCGGGCACCUUUGUUGGAAGAAAUGAUGAUAGGCCUGGGUCCCCUGUUGUUGGUCUUCCUGCUGGGUCUGAGUCUGACCCCAUCCACCCUGGCUCAGGAUGACUACAGGUACAGACACUUCCUGACCCAGCACUAUGAUUCCAAACCAAGUGGCCGGGAUGACAAAUACUGCAACAUCAUGAUGGCCAGACGAAACAUGGAUUCACCCUGCAAAGACACCAACACCUUUAUUCAUGGCAGCAAGAAAGAUAUCAAGGCGAUCUGUGAUGAUAAGAAUGGGGUGCCUUACAGAGAAACUUUCAGACAAAGCAAGUCUUCUUUCCAGAUCACCACUUGCAAGCAUAUAGGACAGUCCUCCUGGCCUCCCUGCCGGUACAGAGCUAAUAAAGGGCACAGAGUCAUUGUUGUUGCCUGUGAACGUGGCUUUCCUGUCCACUUUGAUGAGUCCUUUAUCCGUUCAUAAGAAGCAGGCCACUGGCCCAGAGUGGGCUCUGCUCUCCAUUCCUUGCAUUUCUCCUACACACUGCAGAACCGUGGCAGCAACAUUCAUUGCCAGGGGCCCAGGAAAUGAACGGCCUGGAUCUUUUGUUUUCAGUUUUACAAUAUGUUAAUAAAUAAAAAUGUCUCUGAAAUCA
This is a messenger RNA of Artibeus jamaicensis (Jamaican fruit-eating bat), 724 nucleotides long. It is a transcript of the gene ANG, whose product is annotated as angiogenin. Lineage: Eukaryota; Metazoa; Chordata; Mammalia; Chiroptera; Phyllostomidae. Gene Ontology annotation, biological process: antibacterial humoral response; innate immune response; defense response to Gram-positive bacterium. Gene Ontology annotation, molecular function: nucleic acid binding; RNA nuclease activity. The record is from RefSeq and is a predicted model, not a curated record. The coding region runs from base 112 to 552 and encodes 146 amino acids. The transcript has 2 exons.